AAACACAAAUAGAGACGCUGCAGUUAAAUACAUGCCCUUUUUUUUUUUUUUUUUUUUACUAUCACAAAGUCGUUUUCAGCACCCAUUCACUUACAACUAAACAAGACCCGUUUUUAAAAAAAAAAAAAAAAAAAAAAGCCAAGUACACCUACAACGAUAAAACAAACAAAAAAAGAAAAAAGAACGGCACAGCAACGAGCUUAAAGAAGCCGACGUUCUUUUUUUCAAAACAGAAUAAGAAAUACUCUAACAAGAGAUUCAACAAGACUGGGAAACAACUCGGGAGUUUUACUGGAGUGAACAUUUACAGAAGUCUCCUGUGCUCGACAACAAAGUCGCUAGAGAAACAACGUGUUUGCUUUGUUCCUCUUUACAAACGCUUUUGUUGUUUUGUUUGCGGUAAAAGAGGGUCACGCUCGCCGCUACAUUUUAGUUUUGUCCCGGCUAAAAACAACAGAAAAAGAAAAAAAAAAGUUUUUAAAUGCAAAACUACAAGUACGACAAAGCAAUGGCCCCAGAGACCAGAAACGGUGGAAAUCCGACCUUAAAUAACAACAGUAACGGGAAAGACAACAGCAAGAAGGGCUUGCUGGUCUGCCUUGAUCUCUUCUGCUUGAUUCUGGCUGGUCUUCCCUUCCUGAUUAUUGAAACUAGCACCAUCAAGCCAUACCAACGGGGGUUUUACUGCAGCGACGAAUCAAUCCGGUACCCUUACAAAAACGGAGACACCAUAAGCGAUGGAGUGCUUUCUGCAGCUGGCAUUCUUAUUGCAGUUCUUUCUAUAAUCAUUGGGGAAUGUUACCGGAUUUGCUACCUGAAUAAGAGCUCAAGGUCAUUCAUUAGCAACCUCUACGUUUCCACCCUCUACAAGCAAGUUGGGGUCUUCAUCUUCGGCUGUGCCAUCAGCCAGUCCUUCACCGACAUUGCCAAAGUAUCGGUUGGCCGCAUGCGCCCUCACUUCCUGGCAGUGUGCAAGCCAGACUUCACCAAAAUCAACUGCUCACUGGGCUACAUUGACGACUAUAACUGUUUGGGCGAUGAGAGCAAAAUACAGGAAGCAAGGAAAUCCUUCUUCUCCGGCCAUGCGUCGUUCUCCAUGUACACCAUGCUGUAUCUCACAUUCUACCUGCAGUCCCGGUUCACUUGGCGAGGAGCCCGUCUGCUCCGUCCACUGCUCCAGUUCACCCUCAUCAUGAUGGCGUUCUACACAGGCCUGUCCCGCGUCUCCGACCACAAGCACCACCCCACCGACAUACUGGCAGGGUUUGCACAGGGGGCCCUGGUGGCAUACUGCAUAGUGUUUUAUGUGUCUGACCUCUUCAAGCCUAAAACGAACACGACUCCUCCACCACCGCCACCCAUUAAAAAGGAGAUCCUUCCUUGUGCAGACAUGAUUGAGCGCAACAACCACCACAACAUGGUGUGAGAGAGCCUGGGGGGACAAUCAAGGGACCUGGUGAACAGCAAGUGCCUGCUGCACUCGAACCUUAUCUGACAGUAGAAUGUAGGGAAGAGAAACUUUUAACCCACAAUUCGAGAUGGACUGCAAGGUGUGGAAUUUGGGACCUAGAGCUUGCAAAUUCACCUGGAAUGAAUCUCAACCA
Polyodon spathula (Mississippi paddlefish) is the source of this 1604-nucleotide messenger RNA. Its product is annotated as phospholipid phosphatase 3-like. Bases 482 to 1426 code for a protein of 314 amino acids. Gene Ontology annotation, molecular function: phosphatidate phosphatase activity. The transcript is spliced from 6 exons. Lineage: Eukaryota; Metazoa; Chordata; Actinopteri; Acipenseriformes; Polyodontidae. The record is from RefSeq and is a predicted model, not a curated record. Gene Ontology annotation, biological process: phospholipid dephosphorylation; phospholipid metabolic process; canonical Wnt signaling pathway.